This is a messenger RNA of Ogataea angusta, 1836 nucleotides long. RefSeq lists its product as uncharacterized. Gene Ontology annotation, cellular component: nucleus. The record is from RefSeq and is a predicted model, not a curated record. Gene Ontology annotation, molecular function: DNA binding; DNA-binding transcription factor activity, RNA polymerase II-specific; zinc ion binding. Gene Ontology annotation, biological process: DNA-templated transcription. The coding region runs from base 1 to 1836 and encodes 611 amino acids. NCBI's taxonomy places the organism in Eukaryota, Fungi, Ascomycota, Pichiomycetes, Pichiales, Pichiaceae. The transcript has a single exon.
AUGCCUCCCGUUCAACGGCCCUACAGAUCCAGAAGAGUGCGCCCGUGCGACAGGUGUCGCAAGCGCAAGUCGGGCUGUGUCAUCGACGGAGAGCCGCCGUGCCAGCUCUGUGCCAAAUUCAACCUCCGGUGUGAGUUCACAGAUAAGGCACCGCCUGUAAAUCGGCACAAACUGGCCCAGAAAAACGAAGUGGAUGUAAGCCCCGUUGCGGAGCUGGAGCCUGUUGAUCCAAUGGCUGGUGUGACGUACACAGACGAUGCUGACGUGCUGGAAAAAACGUUUGACCCCAAAACUCUCGAACGGAGAAACAGUCUUCACGCAGACCAGUUAAUUCCUGAUGCAGAAAUUUGGAACGAGCUUUUUGGGCUGAUCGUUGGCUCCAAUCAGUACAGCAGCGUUGCUAUAGCCUCUCCUGUCACCACGCGAGACGACGACGAACACUCCUCCAUCGAUGCUUUCAAAAAGUACCAGAACGUGUAUCUUUAUAAAUCUGGCUACAUUGACCCCGUAGUCCAGCAUUUGUCCAAAAAUCUCGAGAGUACCAAACCGAAAGAGUGCCAUAUGCGAAAGGUGGCCCACGCGGGAAUUCCAGAGUACGUGCUCUUUUCGCGCAAACCAACAAACUACGACGUGCCCGGUAUCAAUUCGCUUAUACAGCAGCUUUUCAGCCCGCACAUUCCCAAGCUCAUGGUGCUAUUUCUCAAACACGUGAACUCGUAUUUUCCCGUCUUCUCGCGUGGCCGCUUCAACACGUUUGCCAAGCAGGACACAAAGGUCUUCCCUUCUGCGCUCUUUGGCAGUCUUCUUGCCGUCACCGCCGAUUGGUGGCACAGACAUCCCGAGUUGAGCUUGAUGGAGUGUCCAGCAGUGGAGUCUUUGGUUUCUGCUACCCGAGCUACUAUACUUUCUGAGACGUCUAAUCCGUGCUACGGAACUCUCCAAUCCUGCCUGCUGCUGUCGCAGAAACUGACGCUUGAAAGUGUUGAGCUUGACGCGACCCAGGAAUUAUCUUUGCUAAGCGUUGCGUUCACUAUUUGCCAAUCUAUGGGAAUUAAUGUAGAGUGUCGUCAUUGGAACAUUCCUGACUGGGAGAAGAGAGUCCGUCGACGGCUGUGGUGGACACUGUUUGUCCAGGAAAAAUGGCUUAGUACAUCUCUAGGACGGGCGAGUUUAAUAUCCAAAGAAGCAUGGAACUUGUCGCUGGUUGACGGCGCUGACUUUGCGUUCUACCCAGACUCGUGGGGAUCGCAAGAGCAACAUGAAUAUGAAGUGCGCAUCUUUAGCCUCGUCGUGAGUGUGACUAUGGUGAUUGACGGUUUGGGAGACCUAAAUAUUCCUCCUUUGAUUCCAGCUUACGACAGAGCAAAAGCACUUCUACAGCGCAUUGACACGCUGAGGAAUGAGAACUCGGAGAUAUUUAACUUGGAUCAGAUUCUGUCCGGCGGCAGGAGUGCGGCAGCGCUGGUUGUUGCGACUCUAACGGCCAAAGUGCUAAUCUACAGUGCUCUUCUCCGUUUGAUGGAGACUGAAUCAAGAGAGGACCAAGGUGGGAGACCCAGGAUUGAGCAGGAAUGUCUUGCACUUACAUCGGAAGCUCUCGAAAUCCUUGGAAGACUGAGACCGCACCAUUUCGAGUCUUUCUGGUACUCCUGGUCGAGGUUCAAUUUUGCAACCAUCGCCAACUUUUUCCUUCUCGUAUCGCGACUGUGUCCACCGAGCCAGUCUAAAGCUGUUGAGGCAAACAUGGCAAAGCUCCGGUUCUUUUUCCAGAGCAGGUCCUUGGUGUUCCGGCAUCUGAGCCUUGCCAUGUGGAUACUAAACGUACCUGAAUACUGA